Messenger RNA from Peromyscus californicus insignis, 3851 nucleotides. RefSeq names its product RPGR interacting protein 1 (gene Rpgrip1). Gene Ontology annotation, molecular function: thromboxane A2 receptor binding. Gene Ontology annotation, biological process: non-motile cilium assembly; retinal rod cell development. The coding region runs from base 1 to 3720 and encodes 1239 amino acids. Gene Ontology annotation, cellular component: photoreceptor connecting cilium. NCBI's taxonomy places the organism in Eukaryota, Metazoa, Chordata, Mammalia, Rodentia, Cricetidae. The transcript has 24 exons. The record is from RefSeq and is a predicted model, not a curated record.
AUGAUACAUCUACUGGACCAUAUACCAGAGGAUAUACCAGUUAGAGACACAGAUGACUCAAUGCAUCUGUUGGAAGGGGCUUCAGGUAAGAGCGUGAAGGCUCAGUCACACAUGGGCAAGAUGAGCCAGGAGGACCUGGACUACAGACUCUUUCAUCUUCAGAAAGAGCCCAUGCUGGUGAAGGAACUUUCUCUGAAGCAACGAGAUAAAAGCAAAAGGCGGAGGAGUACCACGCAGCAAUCCACCACUACCCAACGGGACCUGCUGGCACUUGCUGCGCUCAAGGAGCCUGCGAGGCGGCCACGCCCCUCGGCGCCCCCACGCCCCUCGGCGCCCCCACGCCCCUCGGUUCCCAGGAGAAAAGCGCAUCCACAGCGCCUGUGUCCCUCCAGCGCGCCAGGCGGUGCACAGCCUCGAGUCCACGCGGGACGAAGACUGUCCCGCACGCCUGGGCCAAAAGACAGGCGCAGCUGUACAGCCCCUCCCACCUUGAAGGGAUAUGUGAGAGAUGAGAACAACAGAAUCGAAAUAACCAGUGAACCCCGGCAACUUGCUCGCAUCAUGACCACUAAUUCUACACAAGUGGAAGAGCUACCCAGGUCUCCUAAGAAAAUGCCCAGAGAUGAACAGCUCACGUGGAGGAGCUCACUGGAGUGUGUUCGGAAGGCUGCAGAGCUUCGAGCCUCCAUUAAGGAGAACGUGGAGCUGAUUCGACUUAAAAAGCUCUUAUAUGAAAAGAAUGCCUCACUGGCGGCCACAGAAGCCCAGUUAGCACAAGUUCAAGAGGCAUAUGAAGACUUGCUCCAGAAGAAUCAAGGAAUACUGAAUGCAACCCACAAUGCCUUCCUCAGCCAAGUGAAUGAGCUCAAGGCUGAGCUAUCAGAGGAGAGCAAGAAGGCCAUGAGCUUGAAGACCCAACUGGAAGAUGUGUCUAUCUUGCAGAUAACUCUGAAGGAGUUUCAGGUCAGAGUUGAAGAUUUGGAAAAUGAACGAAAAUUGCUGAGUGACAGUUAUGACAGACUCUUGGAAAACAUGCUGGAUAGCAGUCAGCCGCCUCACUGGAGCAGUGAGCUCGCCAGGGAGCCGCUACCACAGCAAGCCUGUUCACUGGGCGCUGCCGGGCUGGAGGGAACAAAAAUCUUCCUCCAGGCAACCAACGUGAAAGCAGCUCAAGGUGAAGAGCUGAAGCUUGAAAUCACCAACAUCUGUUACCAGGAUGAACAGGAAGCAGAGUCAAUAACCACCAUGCCCCGGUCUCCGUCUCCAGAAGAGCUGUCUGGACUGGCUACUCUGCCCACUCUGUCCCAACACAUAGAUGAGAGAGAGUCCAAUGACCCAGACGCUCAGGCUGAGAACAACCUGUCCCAGAUGCUAAGCGAGUUGCAAGUGUCGCAUGCAGAGACCACACUGGAACUAGAAAAGACCAGAGACAUGCUCCUUCUGCAGCGCAAAAUCAACGUGUGUUAUCAGGACGAGCUGGAGGCAAUGAUGACAAAGGCUGAUAACGAAAGCAGGGACCACCAAGAGAAACUGGAGAUGCUGAAUCACCUCCUAGACCUCAAGAACAGCCGCAUAAAGCAGCUGGAAGGUAUUUUAAGAAGCCACGGCCUUCCAACAUCUGAGCAGCUCAAGGACGUUGCUUAUGGCACUCGGCAGCCGUCCAUGUGUCUGGAGCCACGGCCAGCCCACAGAGGCGAGGACGGAGUGGACCUUUCUCUGCUGCAUCGAAAUGAGAAUCUUUUGGAAGUGCACAUCCACCAGGCCUUCCUGACCCCUGCUGCUCUUGUGCAGGCUGGGGACACACAGCCUACGACUUUCUGCACUUACUCCUUCUAUGAUUUCGAAACCCACUGCACCCCCCUCUCCACUGGGCCACAGCCCCUCUAUGAUUUCACCUCCCAGUUUGUGGUGCAGACAGAUUCCCUUUUCUUGCACUACCUUCAAGGAACUUCAGUCCGGCUUGAUCUCCAUCAGGCCGUGACUAGUGAGCAUCAUAUCCUUGCAACUGGAUGGAUUUCAUUUGACAAGGUGCUAGAGACCGUGGAGAAAGUCCAUGGCUUGGCCACACUUACUGGAGCUGGUGGAGAAGACUUGGGGGUGUUAGAGUACUGGAUGAGACUGUGCUUGCCCCUAAAAUCCAGCUUCCAGGCAAGCAAUAAGCGAAAGAAAGCCCAGGCCUACCUGUCAGUCAAUGUGCUUGGAGCUUGGAAGGCCCUGAAGGAUGAUGAGUCCAGAUCCGAGACGUGGACACCUCGGAACAAACUGCGGAUUGAGAUCACCAGGUGCUGCGGCCUCCGGAGUCGAUGGCUGGGAACUCAACCCAGCCCGUAUGUCAUGUAUCGCUUCUUCACCUUUCCUGACCACGGCACCACCAUCAUCCCAGCCAGCAACAAUCCAUACUUUAAAGACCAGGCUCUUUUCCCAGUGCUUGCGACCUCUGAGCUGGACCAGUAUCUGAGGCGGGAGGCCCUGUCUAUAUAUGUUUUUGAUGAUGAAGACUCGGAGCCUGGCUUCUAUCUUGGUCGAGCUCACGUGCCCCUGCUGCCUCUUGCACAAAAUAAAUCUAUCAAAGGUGAUUUUAAUCUCACGGACUCUUCGGAGAAGUCCAACGGAUCUAUCAAAGUGCACCUAGACUGGGAGUCUGACUACCUGCCCCCAGAGGUCCUGGAACCGGAAGAUGAGACAGAGGAGAAGGAUACCAAAGACGACUUGGAGGCCUCAAGCACAGAAGAACAGGCCCCUCACCUUCCCCAGGACCAGAUGGCAUCUACAGAGAUUCCCACCGAGGAUGGUCAUUAUCAAGUGAAGGGAAAAUCCUCUCCAACAGCAGAAAGGAGGGAAAAAGAACGUCAGAUUGCAUGCUACUCAAGAAAAAAACACAGCAAAAGAACAAAUGUCCAAGGCAAGAACCGAAUGGAAUAUCUGAGCCGUAAUAUCUUGAAUGGGAACACGCUGCAGCAGGUGCACUACACUGAGUGGAAGUUCUCAGGGCUCAAGACGUCUGAGGAUGAUGGCUUUAAAAAUCAGGUCAAGAAAGUGAAAGUGCCGUUAUCCCAUUCAGCACUGAGACAGGAGGAUCCCUCGUAUCCUGUAAAUGACCAAGCAUCCUCUGGACAAGCUUCUGAAGCCAGCGAAACACAAACCCCCGACAGUGAUGACGUCAUAGUGACACCCCAAUCUCAGAUGUGUCCUAAAGCUGAUUCAGAGAAGAUGUGCAUUGAGAUUGUCUCCCUGGCCUUCUGCCCAGAGGCUGAAGUCAUGUCUGACGAGAAUAUACAGCAGGUGUAUGUGGAAUACAAGUUCUAUGAUCUACCUCUGUCUGAGACAGAGACUCCGAUGUCCCUGAGGAAGCCGAGGGCAGGAGAAGAAAUCCACUUCCACUUUAGCAAGGUGAUAGACCUGGACCCAGUGGAACAACAAGGCAGAAGACAGUUUCUGUUUGCCAUGCUGCAUGCUCAAGAUCCUGAUGCGGGAUGUUUAAAAUUUACAGUGGUAAGUGAUCCUCUGGAUGAAGAAAAGAAAGAGUGUCAAGAUGUCGGCUAUGCGUACCUUGAACUGUGGCAGAUACUUGAAACUGGAAGAGAUGUCCUGGAGCAAGAACUAGAGAUUGUGAGCCCCGGGGACCAGGCCAUCCAAAUUGGAAGGCUGAAGGUCUCCCUUCGAGCAGCUGCUGCCCUCCAUAGCAUUUACAAGGAGAUGACUGAAGAUUUGUUUUCAUGAAAGAACUACUCCACUCUUAAGAUUUGAGGGAAUCACAGGGAGAGUCUCUUAUAAAGUAACAUGCUAUGCCAUAAAUCUGGUCUCCUGUGCUAUCUGCUGUUUCUCAAACUAAUGGUGAGGCUUACUGCCAC